UUUUAUAAUCAGUAUUUUACUGCUGUAUAGAUUGAAUUGAUAAGCUAGUGAGUACACAACGAGUUCCAAAAAAAAAAAAAAAUUAGCCAUUAUAACCUUUCCAAGAUUCAAUAAUGUGUUUGUUAUAUUAUUUAUUCAAUAAUGAAUAUCUGCGUAUGAAGUAUGGAAUCCUUUAUCAAACUACGACGAAUAAGAAAUAGAGGAGAGUAGCUUAAAGAUGGACACUGCAGAAAUUGUGGAUUUAUCUAGUGAUGAUGAAGGGGGUGAAGCUGGUUCCAGGGCUCUCCAUUUUGAUUCUGAUAUUGCGAGUGGUGCAAAGCAACAGAAUGUGACCAACAGAGGCCACACACCCAAACAUUACAGAUCUCGAAGCCAUUCUAAUAUACAAAAUUCUGAAGAAAAUAUGAGCCCCAGCCGUCCGAAUUCUUGUCAUAGUUGUUCUGGUGAUUUGAAGCAAGGUCUGUUGCCCGUUGGUGACGACGCAGGCCUCUCUGAUUCAUCACCAAUUUGUGCAGCACUACCUUGUAGGCAUUUUUGGAAAGCUGGAAAUUAUGAUAAUGGGCUUGUUCCUAAAGUCAGAGUCUCAAAUGCAGGCAACUAUCUCAAUGUCCAUCCUCUGUUCCUUCAUUCGAAUGCAACUUCACAUAAGUGGGCAUUUGGUGCCAUAGCUGAACUUCUGGAUAAUGCAGUUGAUGAGAUCCAAAAUGGGGCUACCUAUGUUAUUGUAGAUAGAAUUUCAAACCCAAAGGAUAAAAGUCCAGCAUUAUUGAUUCAAGAUGAUGGUGGUGGAAUGGAUCCAGAAGCAAUGCGUCGUUGCAUGAGUUUUGGAUUUUCAGAUAAGUCAAAAUUUGCAAUCGGACAGUGUAUGGACUAUGGCAAUAUUUUUGUGGUGAUUCUGCUAUUCUCUUCUCUAUUUAUAUUUCAAUUUGGCCAUACAGAUGGAAAUGGCUUCAAGACUGGUACCAUGAGACUGGGUGCAGAUGUCAUUGUCUUCAGCCGCCAUCUGAAUAACGGGAUACUGACUCAAAGCAUUGGGCUUCUGUCUUAUACAUACAUGAUGCAAACACAGCUUGACAGAAUUGUAGUACCCAUGGUGCAUUAUCAGAUCAAUACAUCAAGCGGAUCCUUCGGAAUAUUAAAUGACCAAGAGCAUUUUAUUUCCAAUUUGUCCAUAAUGUUGCGCUGGUCUCCAUUCACAUCAGAAAUAGAACUUUUGAAACAACUUGACGAAAUUGGAUGUCAUGGUACUAAAAUUAUUAUCUACAACUUGUGGUUCAACGAUGAUGGCAAUUUGGAAUUAGAUUUUGAUUUUGAUACCGAGGAUAUUUGUAUUGCUGGGGAUAUCAAGGAGGAGGUUGAUGCACUUUCUUCCUGGGAGACAUUGAAUGAGCAACACACUGCUAACCGGCUUCGAUAUUCUCUACGUGUUUACUUGUCCAUAUUGUACUUGAGGUUACCAGAAAGCUUUACAAUUAUAUUGCGAGGGCAAGUUGUGGAUCUACAUAACAUUGCAGACGAUCUUCAGUAUCCUGAAUUUAUCUUGUAUAAACCACAUAGUUCAGAUGAGUCUGCAGUUGUGACAACAAUUGGAUUUGUUAAGGAAGCUCCUGAAGUCAAUGUCCAUGGCUUCAAUAUAUAUCACAAAAAUCGGCUGAUCCUGCCUUAUUGGCAGGUUGUGAGCUAUCUGAGAAGUAGAGGCAGAGGAGUUGUCGGUGUCCUGAAAGCAGAUUUUAUUCAGCCUACUCAUAAUAAGCAAGAUUUUGAGAGGACUUCCUUGUUUGCAAAGCUUGAACAUCGCUUGAAGGAAAUGACGUGGGAGUACUGGGAUUCUCAUUGUCAACUACUUGGGUAUCAGAAAAAGAGGCCUAAGUCUCAGGUCCCCAUUGAUACUUUGCCGCCAAAACCACCUGGCUUUGAAAUACCGGUUGCAUUGAACAAAAGUACCUAUCCACAUAGCACGUUUGAGCAAGUAUCUCCUACUAAGAGGAAAGAGAGACAUGGAUCUAUGGACCUUCAUAAGAUGAAAAAGCAAACAAGGGAACAGGAUUUCUCAACAAGUGUUGGUUGCAAUGAUGAGAAUAUACAGACUACUGCAUGUUCUGAAGACCAGGAGGAAGACCAAGGCACUAUACACUUGAUACAAGUGAACACAGAACUCCAUGCAAGGUGUUUGGAAUUUGAAAAGACAAAUGAAGAACUUUGCCACAAGGUGACAGAGCUUAGAAGCAAAAUUCAAGACGCUAAGAUUGAGUAUAAUAGCCUUUUGUCUCAAGUGCACUACCAGGACCUGAUGCUAACAUGUAUUAUAGAUGGUACACCUCUUGCAGGCUAGCUUUGUUUCUCCAGAAUUUGUUUUUUGGUGGAAGGUUCUCUAGUUUUAAAUGAUGUUGUAUGAUAUGGGGAUGGAUUCUUCAUGUGAAAAUAUAAACAUGGUCAUGUGCAGAUUUUUUUGGCUCCAAUAUAGCUCUCGCAAGAGAAUAUAAUAUAUAGUGAAAGUUAUGUGAGAGUUUAGCCCAGUCUAUAUAGAUAACUAUUUUUACCUGUAAUUAUAUGAAAGUAAGAUACAUCCUAAUAUCUAGCUUUUUGUAGAUAUAUGAUACUGUGAGCUUUAAGUAAUUAAUGCCAAUUCUACUAUAGAAAUUUUAUUCUAUAAA
This is a messenger RNA of Arachis ipaensis, 2654 nucleotides long. RefSeq names its product protein MICRORCHIDIA 6. Gene Ontology annotation, molecular function: ATP hydrolysis activity. NCBI's taxonomy places the organism in Eukaryota, Viridiplantae, Streptophyta, Magnoliopsida, Fabales, Fabaceae. Gene Ontology annotation, cellular component: nucleus. The record is from RefSeq and is a predicted model, not a curated record.